Molecule: messenger RNA, 1577 nt
Organism: Copidosoma floridanum
Lineage: Eukaryota; Metazoa; Arthropoda; Insecta; Hymenoptera; Encyrtidae
Product: poly(A) RNA polymerase, mitochondrial
Biological process (GO): RNA 3'-end processing
Molecular function (GO): poly(A) RNA polymerase activity
Source: RefSeq, a predicted model, not a curated record
AUGUCUACCGUCGGUACAGAAGGGUUUGCAACGCUAGAUGGCGCUAGAUCCAAAUCAGCAUCCACCGUAUCACCGAAAGCAAACUCUUACAUUGUGUACGAUGAAUUAUUACGGCAAAGGAAAGCAGAGGCCAGCAGGUCAAUUAUUGUACAAGUGCAAAAAGAAAACUUAUGUGAUGAUGUAUUAUUGUAUUGUUCACAAUUUGGAGAAAUCAACAAAAUAUUUCAUUACACGUCCCAUAUCAUAGAGCACUCGCAAAAAGAAAAUAAGGACCUGGUUUUCAUUGAAUUUAAAGAUGAAAAACACUUUGAAGCUGCACUUACAGCAUCAACGCAUGCAAAUCACCAGUAUAUCAUACCGGCCUGCACACCAAUGCUAUGGUUCCGUCACACUAAAAGUUCAUCAAUUAAAAAGAAGCUUACAAGUAAUAAACAAAUAGAAAUUAAAAAAGAUUCUUGUAAAGUUUUGAGUAAGAUGGAAAUAAAAAAUAAAUUAGCUAAAGUCGAUUCCAUUUCUGAACAAAUAUUGACUUUAUAUGACUUCACAAAACUGAAUGAUGCUGGCACGAGAUUAAGAUUUUUCACGGCUUAUCAAAUUGAAAGAUGUUUUAAAAGUUUAUUCCCAAAUUUAGUUGUUGUACCAUUUGGCUCAUCUGUCAAUACUUUUGGCAAGCAAGGCUGUGAUUUGGAUUUAAGUUUGAUCUUAGAUCAGAAUAAUACGGAAAAAAUUUCCAGUAGUUUAGUUUACCAGACUAAAUAUUUCUCUGGACAAAAUAAAACUCAUGUGAAACGACUAAUGGAAACAAUCGCAGACAGUAUGAGUACUUUUCUACCAGGUGUUUCUAAUGUCAAAAAAAUUUUAGAAGCCAGAGUUCCUAUCAUUAAAUUUGAUCAUCUGUUGUGUGGAGUAGAAUGUGAUCUAUCCACAACAAAUAUGACUGCCUAUUAUAUGUCUGAACUUUUGUACAUAUUUGGCGAAAUGGAUUGGAGAGUGAGACCACUUGUAUUUACUAUCAGAAAGUGGGCAGAGUCCAUUGGUUUGACCAGUAAAAUUCCUGGACCCUGGAUAUCAAAUUUUAUGCUGACAAUGAUGGUAUUAUUUUUUUUACAACAACAGCACGUGUUGCCUUCAAUUAAUAGUCUUAAAUUAAGUGCCAGUCAAAACGACGUUCGAGUAGCAGAUGUUCACGUUGACUGUACCUUUUUAAGGGACAUAACUAAGCUGCCAAAAACGAAAAAUACAGACUCUCUGGAAAAACUCCUCCUAGAUUUUUUUUCAUACUACAGUAAUUUUGAUUUUAGCGCGAAAGCUAUUUCAUUGAAUAUGGGAAAACCUGUACUCAAGUCAGAAAAUCAUCCUUUGUAUAUAUGUAAUCCACUGGAGGUAAAUUUAAAUGUUAGUAGGAUUGUGAGCAUCGAUAGUUUGCAUCGUUUAGUUUUGGCAUUUCGUGACGCUACGUGGGUGUUGGAAACCAAAAAAGAAAGAAACCACGAAAGUAAGGGGCUUCUUAGUUUGUUUUCAAAGGAAAGUAUACAAAAAAAUUGGAAAGAAAGUAAAAAAACUGCUCGAUGAUUGAA